Molecule: messenger RNA, 1830 nt
Organism: Fusarium keratoplasticum
Lineage: Eukaryota; Fungi; Ascomycota; Sordariomycetes; Hypocreales; Nectriaceae
Product: Signal recognition particle subunit SRP68
Exons: 3
Coding region: 1-1830 (609 amino acids)
Biological process (GO): SRP-dependent cotranslational protein targeting to membrane
Cellular component (GO): signal recognition particle, endoplasmic reticulum targeting
Molecular function (GO): endoplasmic reticulum signal sequence receptor activity; signal recognition particle binding; 7S RNA binding
Source: RefSeq, a predicted model, not a curated record
AUGGACAUCACCAAGUUUGUUGUCCAGGGCCGCGACCAGGCGCUCCUCUAUGGCGACUACUCGUCCUACCACCAGAGCCUGGCCAAGCGGCUGUUGAGCUGCCGCAAGAAGCUGGGGAUCGUGACUAAGAAUCGCGGAAAGUUUCAAGGCCCUGUCAAGGUCACUGCGGAGGAAGUCGCCAAGAACAACGAAUAUGUCAACCUUCUUCUCCUCACGAGCGAACGAGCCUGGGCUCAGGCCAUGAGCAUGAAGUCGAGUCGUUGGAGCGACGUCAAGAAGCGAUCCCACAUCGUCUCCCGACUCGUCAAAGCCGCCCGCACCUCUGAUGAACUUGUUGAGGCGCUCUCUCAAGCCGAUACCUCUGGCGCCACUCCCACCGACAUCCUCGAGGCCAAGGCAUAUUCUUCUUUGAUCCACGGAAGCGCCGCUUUUGAGAAGAAGGCCUGGGAUACCAGCUUGCGAAGCUAUGCGAAGGCGCGCGUCAUCUACAGCGCUCUGGCAACUAUCACCAAGGGCGAUAUCUUCAAGGAUCUUCUUUCCGAGACUAUUGACCCCUCUAUUCGUUACGCUGCGUAUCAAUUGCAGACGCCCCGAACCGUUCCGAUUCCCACCAUUGCUCGAAAGGCCUUUCCCGAAUCCGAAUCCGAACUCGCCAACGAGAUUAAUCAGAUCGAUCCCAGCAUUCUCAGGUCAGCGGAAGAGGCAGAAGAUGGCGUUGCCAGUGCCGAGGGCGCGCCCAAGACCUUGACUUGGCGUUCCAGAGAAGUCAGCAUUGAGGAUGCCCAGAUCGCAACGGCUUGGGGUGCCAUGCUCGCUGCAAAGGAGAAGCUCGCCCAGAAUCUGGCAGAGCCUAAGGGACGGGAGCCACAUGAGCUAGCUGCUGCCUAUGAUGAUAUCCUAAUGCUCAGCCAAGAUGCCGUUGAUGCCACCAAGCAGGCCAUCGAGGAGAUGAAGGGAGAAGGCGUGGAGCAAAGCGAUCCCCGGAUGCAGAGCCUGCAGAUCACGAGAACCGCUGUCAACUUUGAGACAGUCAGCUGGAGAAUUGGCCGUAACCGGGUUCUAACAGGACACCACGACGGCGCGCCCGAGGAGUACGGAGCGAAGAAGAGAAGGAAGGGCAAGACUGCCGAAGAGGCGGCCAAACACGAAAAGGAGCUUCCCCCAGGAAAGAAGCUGGCCAAGCUCAAGGAGAAGGUUGCUCUAUACGACGGAACGCUGCAAAAUAUCGAGUCCAUCAAGGAACUACCAGGUGUUGCAAACGACCAAGAAUUGGCUGACCAGAUUGACGGUUAUGUCAAGUACUUUGAGGCCCUCAAGGCUCUGGCAAUUGCCCGCUCUCACGCCAUCACUGGCAGUGCUGCCAAUGCCCUCGCUCUUAUCAACCAUGCCGAUGGGCUUGUUGAAGAUGCCCUGUCCAAGGUUCCCAAGGCCGAAGACGCGGCUGCUCUGAGCUUGACUGUCUCAUCCACAGCUGUCGAGUUCCUACAGACAAUCCUCAACGGCGAGCUUCAGCGCCAUCGCGCUCUUGUGCACAUUGACAACCUCCGCAAGAAUAGCAAGCAGUCCAGCGGCGUCCAACGACCGCUCAUCGAGAGCCUCCAUGAGUACCCCUCCGCAGGCGUCAACCUGUCGCACAUUGUCGAGUUCCCUCCCAAGCUGGCGCUCAUCCCCGUGAAGCCCAUCUUCUUGGACGUGGCCUGGAACUACAUCGACUAUCCUAGCAAGACGCCAGCAGCAGUGGCUGAGCCUGGAAAGGAAGAAAAGGCUGGCACGGAGGAGCCAGCACCUCAGCAACCCAAGAGGGGCUGGUUCGGUUUCGGGAGAUCAUAG